AUGACAGCUCUUGAAGAUGCAAAUGCUGGAGAUUUUGAUGAUGCUGUCAAAGUCGAAAUUAUGAAGAGUAAGAUGGCAGGAAAAUAUGCUUCAGUACUAGCUCAAAAUAACUUUGUAAAUCCUGCAGUUAAUAUCGAUAGUCCAGAUACAAUACGAGCAUGGUUAAAUAAAAAAUAUCAACGAGAAACAAUUGGAACUAAGAAUUUAGCUAUUCAGAGAUUAAGUCAAGAAAGAUUCCAAUCUUAUGAUACACCAGAUACGUAUGAAGCCAGAAUCCAUCCACUUAUAUUAGGUGUAGCAAAUAAUGAUGCCUAUGUCUUAGGGACUCUUAAGACUCAUUUAUCAGGAGAUUGUAAGCUUUAUAGUUGGAUAAGAAAUGAAAAUAUAGCAGAUAUUAAUGAAUUUUUCAUUAUAUUGAAAAAUAUAUGGCUCAAAUGUUCUAGUUUAAAUGAAGGGCAAAAUUUCAAUCAAGCACAACCAAAGAAAAAAUUAUUAGCGAAGCAAAAUAAUAGUAUUAUAUCACAACCUGUAUUCCCCUCAUAUUAUGAAAUGCAAAAAUCCUUUCAAGCUAUGAUGGAAAAACAGAAGAUUGAAUCCAAAGCUGAGAUUGAAAAACAGAAAGCCGAGAUUGAAAAAUUGAAAGCCGAAUUUGAAACAAAAAUGACUCAACAAUCCAAAAAAUCUUGCCCUCCAGUUCCAUUCAAAGAUUAUGAACAAAUGCAAGAAUUCUAUGAAGGUCAAGAUGAUCCUAGAUGA
Molecule: messenger RNA, 756 nt
Organism: Cetraspora pellucida
Lineage: Eukaryota; Fungi; Glomeromycota; Glomeromycetes; Diversisporales; Gigasporaceae
Source: the annotation of a GenBank genome assembly